Lachancea nothofagi CBS 11611 is the source of this 879-nucleotide messenger RNA. The record is from the annotation of a GenBank genome assembly. NCBI's taxonomy places the organism in Eukaryota, Fungi, Ascomycota, Saccharomycetes, Saccharomycetales, Saccharomycetaceae.
AUGACAAAGGUCGAUGAAUCAGAAAACAAUGGCAUAGCCAAGAAAACGUCGGGAGAACAGCCUUACAAACUCUCCUACUCAGUGGGUGUAGCAGAAAAUAAGAAUUCGAAGUUUCGCAAGACGAUGGAAGAUGUACAUACUUACGUCGAAAACUUUGCCUCGAGGCUCGAUUGGGGUUAUUUUGGAGUCUUUGAUGGCCAUGCUGGAAACCAGGCUUCUAAAUGGUGUGGCUCUCACCUUCAUUCCCUAUUACAGAAGAAGAUAAUGGAGAACGAGAGGAGGGAUGUGAGAGAAGUGCUUGAUGAAAGUUUUACGUACGCAGACGAACAUAUCAACUCUAGUCUAGGGGGCAACAGCGGAUGCACAGCUGCGGUCGGCAUAUUGCGUUGGGAAGUUCCAGAUAGCGUGCCGAGUGAACUCAUAGAGCUGGACCAGCAUAAGAGAAUGCUAUAUACUGCGAACGUUGGCGAUACCAGAAUAGUAUUGUGCCGUAAUGGACACAGUGUAAGAUUGACCUACGAUCAUAAAGCAUCAGAUACUUUGGAAAUGCAAAGGGUGGAAGCCGCUGGCGGAUUAAUUAUGAGAAGUCGCGUCAACGGAAUGCUUGCAGUUACGCGGUCACUGGGUGAUAAGUUUUUCGAUAGCCUGGUGGUCGGGAACCCUUUCACUACCAGUGUCGAGAUAACCACAACCGACCAGUUUCUUAUAAUAGCCUGUGAUGGACUUUGGGAUGUAGUUGAGGACCAAGAGGCGUGUGAUAUGAUCAAAAAAAUUGGCGACGCUAACGAGGCGGCAAAGACACUAGUGCGAAUGGCCCUAGAAAAAGGUACUACGGACAACGUCACAGUUAUGGUGGUGGUGUUUGAUAGCAAUCCUUAG